AUGGCUGUCACUGGCACUUCAGAAAGAGGAAGGAGGGUGUAUGGUACGCCUUCUGGUUCCUCUGGUGAUGCAGCAUCAGCAGACAGAGAGAAUGGGGUUGAGGAGGAGGUGACAUCUUUAAAGUCUGCAGAAGCAACAGCAGCAGCAGCAGCAGCAGCAGAAGCAGAUACAUCAUUAGAUUUAGAUGAACUUGUUAAUGAUGAUGCAGAUAUUGCAUUUGAACAAGAAUUAAGAAGAGAUCCUUAUCAAGUAAAAGUAUGGCUUGCUUACCUAAAGAGCAGAACAAAGGCUAAGCCCGCUAUUCGGUACGUUUAUGGUGUAUGUACACCUUAA
Eimeria maxima is the source of this 333-nucleotide messenger RNA. RefSeq lists its product as hypothetical. The coding region runs from base 1 to 333 and encodes 110 amino acids. The record is from RefSeq and is a predicted model, not a curated record. The transcript has a single exon. NCBI's taxonomy places the organism in Eukaryota, Apicomplexa, Conoidasida, Eucoccidiorida, Eimeriidae.